CAGUUUUAGCAAAUAUGUCUGGCAACGUUCUUAGCAAAACAUUCAAAUUAGACAACACUGCUCCAAUCAAUUUAGGACGAAAAAUGUUUACAAAAUGCAUUAAUUGUUGUGUUUCAAUAGUUAUUUAUGCAUUAUUCGUAUGCCUUUUAGUGGAAAACAGUGUCGCCUUAAAACGAACGCUGCGCCACUAUGAAGUUUUUCACAGAGAUGAUGUUGUACAUAAGAUUGUCAAAAGAGGUGUUAAACAUAGCAAUAAUCCAUAUAAUAUAAUUAAGGAGUUAGAAUUCAAGACUCUAGGUAAAAAUUUUCGAGUGAUAUUGCAUCCGCAUCGCGAUGUGUUGCAUCAAAAUUUUCGCGCUUAUGCUGUUGAUGCCGAUGGCAAUGAGACUGUGGUGCACAUGGAACAUGACAACUUUUAUACGGGUCGCGUUUUUGGCGAACUGGAGUCAUCAGUACGUGCACACAUUGAGGAUGGCACUUUCACCAUGUCCAUUGAACUGCCCGAUGAAACCUACCACAUAGAGCCUUCCUGGCGCCAUUUGCCUGCAGCCAAGAAACACACAAUGGUUGCCUAUAAAUCUUCCGAUGUUAAGCUGAAUCAAAAUGAACAAGGCGCCGUACCCAAAACAUGUGGUUAUAUCAAAGAAGGCCAAGAGCUGGAGGAUAAACAUGAAGAUAAUCAGCUGCAUGAAACACGCAUCAAACGUCAAUCGGAUCAGUAUGAAUAUACGCCCACAAAAACUCGCUGUCCUUUGCUACUGGUAGCAGAUUAUCGUUUCUUUCAAGAAAUGGGCGGUGGCAAUACCAAAACAACCAUUAACUAUUUGAUAAGCCUUAUAGAUCGCGUGCACAAGAUAUACAAUGACACUGUCUGGCAGGAUCGCUCCGAUCAGGAGGGCUUCAAAGGCAUGGGUUUUGUCAUUAAGAAAAUUGUGGUGCACUCCGAGCCCACACGCUUGCGUGGUGGUGAGGCGCACUAUAAUAUGAUACGCGAAAAAUGGGAUGUGCGCAAUCUAUUAGAGGUCUUUUCACGGGAAUACAGCCAUAAAGACUUUUGCUUAGCUCAUCUAUUUACUGAUCUCAAAUUUGAGGGUGGCAUUUUAGGCUUGGCUUACGUUGGUUCCCCACGUCGCAAUUCUGUGGGCGGCAUAUGCACACCAGAAUACUUCAAGAAUGGUUAUACGCUUUAUUUGAAUUCGGGCCUCAGCAGCUCACGUAAUCAUUAUGGCCAGCGUGUCAUCACACGCGAAGCAGAUUUGGUUACAGCACAUGAGUUUGGACACAACUGGGGCUCUGAGCAUGACCCUGAUAUACCCGAAUGCUCACCCAGUGCCUCGCAAGGCGGCAGCUUUCUCAUGUACACUUACUCUGUCAGCGGCUAUGAUGUCAACAAUAAGAAAUUUUCACCUUGCUCGCUGCGUUCCAUACGCAAAGUUCUGCAAGCCAAGUCUGGUCGCUGCUUUUCGGAACCCGAGGAGUCCUUCUGUGGCAAUUUACGCGUCGAGGGUGAUGAGCAGUGUGAUGCUGGUUUGCUGGGCACUGAGGAUAAUGACUCUUGCUGCGAUAAGAACUGCAAGCUGCGUCGCAAUCAAGGGGCCAUGUGCAGUGACAAGAACUCACCAUGUUGCCAGAACUGUCAGUUUAUGCCAGCGGGUAUGAAAUGUCGCGAGGCGCAGUAUGCCACAUGCGAGCAGGAAGCGCGUUGCACAGGCUCCAUUGCUGAAUGCCCCAAGUCACCAGCCAUGGCGGAUGGUACUACUUGCCAGGAGCGUGGACAGUGUCGCAAUGGCAAAUGUGUGCCCUACUGCGAGACUCAAGGACUCCAGAGUUGCAUGUGCGAUAUCAUUUUGGAUGCAUGCAAACGUUGCUGUCGCAUGAGCAUUAAUGAGACUUGCUUUCCGGUUGAGCCGCCAGAUGUACUACCCGAUGGCACACCCUGCAUCACAGGCUUCUGCAACAAGGGUGUGUGCGAAAAGACCAUACAAGAUGUCGUUGAGCGUUUCUGGGAUAUCAUAGAGGAGAUCAAUGUAGCAAAGACACUGCGCUUUCUCAAGGAUAACAUUGUCAUGGCUGUUGUGCUGGUCACCGCCGUUUUUUGGAUACCUGUUAGCUGUGCCAUCUCAUAUUUUGAUCGGAAGAAGCUGCGCUAUGAACUAAAACAAAUCGAAUGGAGUCAAAAAUCAGAUCUCAUACACCCCAGCGAUGACAGGCGUCGUGUUAUACACAUACGCGUACCGCGCCAGAAGAUUUCAGUGGCGCGAGCUUGUAACUAGCAUAGAACUCGGUGGCGGCCAUUGUUUUAUCUUCCGAGAGCAUUCUUCUCAAAACUGCCACAAUUAAUUUUUAUAUAAUUAAGUGCAAGCAUAUUUAAAGAAAAAU
Molecule: messenger RNA, 2379 nt
Organism: Drosophila busckii
Lineage: Eukaryota; Metazoa; Arthropoda; Insecta; Diptera; Drosophilidae
Gene: Tace
Product: ADAM 17-like protease
Exons: 10
Coding region: 15-2273 (752 amino acids)
Biological process (GO): Notch signaling pathway; membrane protein ectodomain proteolysis
Cellular component (GO): plasma membrane
Molecular function (GO): metalloendopeptidase activity
Source: RefSeq, a predicted model, not a curated record